CAGUUAACUAGUAAAAUCAAAAAAUUAAAGUCUGAAAUUGUGGAAUUAAAAAACAAUGGUGCUUUAAGUUUUAGUAAGCAAACCAAAUUAAAUCAAAAGCAGUCUAAAUUAGAGAAAUUGGAGAAAUAUGUUGAUAGUAAAACACUAAAUAAUGCUGAUUAUUUUCCUUAUAUGUUAGGUGGAAUAACAGUAUUAGUAGUUGGAGUAGUGAUUGGAUUGUUAAUUAAAAUUACUGCUCCUAGUUUACCUUCGGCAAAAAUACUUGAAAAAGUGUUAUAUUGUAUUUACCACAAACUAAAUUAUCUCUUAGAUUAUUUUGAUUACCAAAUAAAAAUAAAAACCGAUAACCUAGAAAUAAGUACGAGUACUAUUCAAGAAUAUUUUUUGUUACUCCUUUCUACUCCUUUUCUGCCUAAAAUUAUUGCCUUGAAAGAAAUGCUAGGAAAGAUCGGUCUGCCCAACAUUUAUUUUGCUUUAAAAAAGAGAGAAGAAUUAAACGAAGAAAUUAGUAGUUAUAAAGAGGGCUCGCUAAGUGUUCCGUUAUCUGAAAAUAAUAAAA
This is a messenger RNA of Funneliformis geosporum, 559 nucleotides long. NCBI's taxonomy places the organism in Eukaryota, Fungi, Glomeromycota, Glomeromycetes, Glomerales, Glomeraceae. The record is from the annotation of a GenBank genome assembly.